AUGGCGACCAACGAUGAUCAAGUGUGUGCGUAUUUAAAGCAAGAAAUUCAUCGCAGGCUCCACAGUCAUCCUCUUUUCGCCUCUUUAGAGAGUUUUAAUAUCUGGCCAUGUGAAUUGGAAAACCGAACGAGGAUUUUAUCGCCUGAACGGGCUGCGCGUCAACAUUUUGGAGAGAAACAGUGGAAUGUGCCAACUAGAUAGGUAA
This is a messenger RNA of Porites lobata, 205 nucleotides long. The record is from the annotation of a GenBank genome assembly. NCBI's taxonomy places the organism in Eukaryota, Metazoa, Cnidaria, Anthozoa, Scleractinia, Poritidae.